This is a messenger RNA of Bacillus rossius redtenbacheri, 4709 nucleotides long. RefSeq lists its product as uncharacterized. The coding region runs from base 1 to 4044 and encodes 1347 amino acids. The record is from RefSeq and is a predicted model, not a curated record. NCBI's taxonomy places the organism in Eukaryota, Metazoa, Arthropoda, Insecta, Phasmatodea, Bacillidae. The transcript has 15 exons.
AUGGACCGGUGUCGGCUGUGUGACAAGCCGGCCCCGGAGAGCACGCCCCUGAGCGCGUGCAGCAGGAGCAGAGGGCCCGGGGCGGGGGCGCACGGACCGGUGUCGGCCGUGCAGCAGGAGCAGAGGGCCAGGGGCGGGGGCGCACGGACCGGUGUCGGCUGUGCAGCAGGAGCAGAGGGCCCGGGGCGGGGGCGCACGGACCGGUGUCGGCCGUGCAGCAGGAGCAUAGGGGCCGGGGCGGGAGCGCACGGACCGGUGUCGGCUGUGCGACAAGCCGGCCCCGGAGAGCACGCCCCUGCAGGAGCAGAGGGGCUGGGGCGGGGGCGCACGGACCGGUGUCGGCUGUGCGACAAGCCGGCCCCGGAGAGCACGCCCCUGAGCGCGUGCAGUGAGAGUGCAGGAGCAGAGGGGCUGGGGCGGGGGCGCACGGACCGGUGUCGGCUGUGCGACAAGCCGGCCCCGGAGAGCACGCCCCUGAGCGCGUGCAGUGAGAGUGCAGGAGCAGAGGGCCCGGGGCGGGAGCGCACGGACCGGUGUCGGCUGUGCGACAAGCCGGCCCCGGAGAGCACGCCCCUGAGCGCGUGCAGUGAGAGUGUGUGUGCGUGCGUGCAGGCAGGAGCAGAGGGGCUGGGGCGGGGGCGCACGGACCGGUGUCGGCUGUGCGACAAGCCGGCCCCGGAGAGCACGCCCCUGAGCGCGUGCAGUGAGAGUGCAGCAGCAGAGGGCCCGGGGCGGGGGCGCACGGACCGGUGUCGGCUGUGCGACAAGCCGGCCCCGGAGAGCACGCCCCUGAGCGCGUGCAGUGAGAGUGCAGGAGCAGAGGGGCCGGGGCGGGGGCGCACGGACCGGUGUCGGCUUUGCGACAAGCCGGCCCCGGAGAGCACGCCCCUGAGCGCGUGCAGUGAGAGUGCAGCAGCAGAGGGCCCGGGGCGGGGGCGCACGGACCGGUGUCGGCUGUGCGACAAGCCGGCCCCGGAGAGCACGUCCCUGAGCGCGUGCAGCAGCAGCAGAGGGCCCGGGACGGGGGCGCACGGACCGGUGUCGGCUGCAGGAGCAGAGGGCCCGGGGCGGGGGCGCACGGACCGGUGUCGGCUGUGCGACAAGCCGGCCCCGGAGAGCACGCCCCUGAGCGCGUGCACCACCACUACCAAGAUACGCAUGCACCAGAAGCUGGCCAAGAUCGUGUCUGUGGACCGACUGGCCCUGAGGCAGAAGCACGGCGUGCUGUGCUCGCGCUGUGCACGGCUGCUCAACUACGUGGACCGCAUCCAGGUGGAGCUGGGCGUGCUGAAGAAGACUAUCGUGGAGUGCAUUCACAAGAAGCACAACCUGUUUGUGCCCGACCAGAGUCUGGAGGCUGAGCUCUCGCGCGUGGAAGAAGCUAGUGCAGUAGGAGAUGUCUCAGAGAUGCAGGACACUUACUCGGGAAAAGAAGUACAGACCAGUUCACGUACCAAGCCACGUGUGCAGCUUCAGACGAGGAAUAGUGAGCUGUGGAAAGCAGUACCUGAUUCCCAGGAGACAUGUUUGUUUGAGGAAAGUGAGACAGUUGCCAAGGAACCAGAGCAAACCGAUGUCAUCGGAGAAGAAGGUGCAGGAGAGAGCGACGUCGGUGACAUGGAAAUGUGCGAAGAAUACCUGGAGCCCAUGUCGGAGGAAACUGCAAGCAGCAGUCAGGAGGGAGGGGCAUCGCGAGAUUAUCACGGGGAAGAAUGCAGUGCUGAAGUGGAAGUGGACGGGUCCUUCAGUAGCUUCCAGAUACAAACUGAUGAAACCAACAACCAUGCAAGAACCAGUUUGCAUCAUGACCUUGAUGUCAGGAUGUUGAUAGAAGAACUGACGACUGACACGCGCGAAGACGACGACGCUGAUAGACAGGACGGUGGUGACACUGAAAGUGGCCAGACAGUUGAAAGAGACGGUGAGCUGACAGUUGAAAGUGAUGGUGAUCGGACAGUUGAAAGGGAUGGUGAUCGGACAGUUGAAAGAGAAGGUGAGCAGACAGUUGAAAGGGAUGGUGAUCGGACAGUUGAAAGAGAAGGUGAGCAGACAGUUGAAAGAGAAGGUGAGCAGACAGUUGAAAGUGAUGGUGAUCGGACAGUUGAAAGAGAUGGUGAUCGGACAGUUGAAAGAGAUGGUGAGCGGACAGUUGAAAGGGAUGGUGAUCGGACAGUUGAAAGAGAUGGUGAUCGGACAGUUGAAAGAGAAGGUGAUCGGACAGUUGAAAGAGAUGGUGAUCGGACAGUUGAAAGUGAUGGUGAUCAGACAGUUGAAAGAGAUGGUGAUCGGACAGUUGAAAGAGAAGGUGAGCAGACAGUUGAAAGAGAAGGUGAGCAGACAGUUGAAAGAGAAGGUGAGCAGACAGUUGAAAGGGAUGGUGAUCGGACAGUUGAAAGAGAUGGUGAUCGGACAGUUGAAAGAGAUGGUGAACAAGAACAGGGGAGAGACAGUGAACUCCCGCAGGUGAGAGAGAGUCAAGUUGGUGAGAGUGCAAUUAGUGAACCUGACAAAGGACAUGAGUCUACAGCUGGCAUCGAAGGAAGCCAAAGCCCUAGCAGUGGUAACAGUUGGGUCUUCAGUGGUAUGGAUACUUUGAGCAAAGAAGUUAAAAGCUGUGAGCGUGAAGGAAUACCUUACGAUGCCAUUGAGUGGGAAGAUGUUGAUACUCAGUCACCAGGCAAAAAUGUCAGUGAUGUUGCUGAGGAGCUCGGAGAGCAGAAACAUGAUGAUGAUAAUGAAGCAGCCAAGGAAAAGUACAGCGAAGAUGCAAGUAAGAUAGCUGAUGAGGGUGCCAGCUGCAAGGAAUUCAAAGAGAAAGAGGUUUUUAACAAGAAAGAGGAGCGCGAGGAGCUCUCUGCUCCAGCUGUUGAGGGGUCCCUGGAGAGCGAGAUCGAGAGAAUGGAGACAGACGUCUCAGAGGGGCAGUUGGCAAAUGACCUCAGCAAUGUCUGCAACACGGGAGUAACUAAUGGAACUGGGAAAGAAGAUAAUAUUAAUACUGAUGUAGAAAAAGACAGUAUCGAACCCAAAAUCAAAAUGGAAUUAGAAAAUGUUAUUGAAGAAAAUUAUGAUAUUGACUCAGAAGGUAUAAAAAAUAUUGAUGAGCCAAAGACUUUUGAAGGGGAAGAAGAGAAGAUGGACACGGAUGAUGGAGAUGAGAACAUGUCGGAUGAAAUCAGGUGGUCUUCUGAAUCCGAGAAUGAAGGCACGGAGAGUAAUGAUGAGCUUGUCUGUGUGAAAGAGGAAGUAACAGCCAACGAACAGCCUGUGGCAGAGGAGUCUACCGUGGAAACUCAGGAAAUGUCGGGUGAGGGAAACAUUGCAGACUCUGACGUAGGACGUACAAUGAGUAAUGAAUAUCACGAAGGUGGAGAGAUUUGUAACACUGAGUCAGUUAAAGAAAACAGUUCCAAUCUGGAAAUGGAAGAAAUCAGUUCGCAACCUCUACAGGAGGAUGCAAGCUUGCUAGUAGAUACGGGUAAUGCUGAGUUGCAGCAGCAUGCAGUGGAAACUGCGUCAGAGUUGGAACACUCUGAUGUGCAGGUGCGAGACUCCUGUUGUGGCACUGAUGAACAACAAGAACACUCUCAGACAGGAAGUACGGUGUGUGAUCCGGACAGCCAGGUGAGCUCGUCGAAGGAAGCGGUGGACGAGGCAGAUGCGGAGGUGCAGGUCGUGGAAAGGGGCUCGGAGAAGCGGGUUGCGGACACGCUGGAGGAGCACCUGGCCAGCAUCUUGGCGGAGGAGCCUCUGGGGGAAGACCAGGGCCGCCUGUUCGGGGCGGACGCGGGUCCCGCCCGGGCCUCCGUCGCCGGCCUGCAGACGGACGAGUCCGUCAUCAGGAUGCUGGAGGAGCCCGCGUCGGGCGCUCGAGGUCACUUGUUUCCUCACGUGUCCGACGAGAAAUCCGUCAUCGUGAUUGAUGAGGACGAAGAGACUGACAGCAGUCAAAGUGCGAUGUUGGCAGGCAUGGGGCUGAUGGGACAGCCGGCACUGUGCCGUACCGUCGGCGACGUGGAGUGUGUCGACAUCAGCAGUGACUAAGGCCGAGUGCGGUCGUGAAACACCGCCGUGUGUCGCUCAGUUUCUUGUGGUUAACUUCGUACUUUCCAAGACAUCAGCAGUGAGCCACUGACAACUGUUGUGUGCAGUGUACAGUAACCAUUACUUAGGUACAACCUGGAAUCUACGUGGAACAGAUAUGCGCAGGAAUUAUGGAUGUGCUAACUGUUCCCAGGCAUACUGUUAAUAAGCUCUUUUUGUAUAAGAUGAUGCAGUAUCUUUUAUUACUUAAGCCAAAUGUUUUAGUGUUCGAGAAUAGUGUUAUUGAUAUACUUACUAACAUAACAGAAAAUAUAAAUGGCAUUUAAAAUGAUAAAGUAAAUAAUAAUGUAAACAACCCAAAAUAGGUUUACAAAAUACCAGCUCUUACGAGAAUGACAAAACUUUUUCAUUGGCUGCAUCUUGACUAGCUAUCACAGCUCUGGCGGUGUGCUCAGGUGUUGGACAUCACCACGAACAGUAGUAGCAGUGGUCAGAUGCCAACUGUCAUCGCUGUGGGAACUGCAGAUCCUGGCGUUGCUAAGGGCCACAUACUUUAUUUGGGAUGUAUGUAAUAUUGUUUAGUUGACUACUUUUGAGGCGUGUGCAAUGAUGGAGGGCUAUUCAUUUGUAAAUGCGUUUAAAGUAAUUACAGACUAUUUUACCAA